AUGGCUCCCUUCUUACAGGAUUCUCUGCACUUCCCCCUCCAGCAUCAGACACAGAUGUUAUAUCCGAGCGUUGCUUAUCCGACCUAUAUGGUCCAUCCCCAACAAGUCGACGACUUUUCCAGCUCAUACGGUCUGCCCGAGUUUGCCGACUUCAUGGCGCCCGGGAUGUUUGCCGACGACUUUGGUGGAGAGCCCGAGGAGGCUUCAACGCGACCCAGACUUACCAAGGAGCAAGUCGAAAUUCUAGAGACACAGUUUCAGGCGAACCACAAGCCCAACUCUCAAGUCAAACGGCAGUUGGCUAUCCAGACAAACCUGAAGUUUCAAAGAGUCGGGAAUUGGUUCCAAAACCGGCGGGCAAAGGCGAAGCAGCAGAAGAGGCAAGAGGAAUUUGAGGCCCAGAACACAACCACAGAACCUGCUUCCGCUCGCACGCCAAAGGCCGAAACUCAGGGAGAGAACAAGAGCGAGACUGCCUCUCCUACGCGGUCAGUCCAUUCGCCGACAAGGCGAUCUCAAUCGAGUGUGCACAAUUCGCCGUCUCCUGGCAAAGUGGUAGACAAGUCCAAGGAGGCGAGCUGGGCUUCCCUUCAGCGAGCUCUGGGGCAAGCAAAGGCCGCACACGCUCAUCAGCAGCCGUCCCAGCCCAAAGUGACCAUGCCUCCUCCAGAGCUUCCUCCCCAAGCCGCGCCCAUGCAACUUCCCCUCCGGUUGAACGGUCACCAUGCGAGUCUUUCAACUUCCAAUGUACGGACGUGGCCGAAUCAGCACGCAAGUACCGGGACCUAUCCCUCGCCGAUCACACUGCAGGACACGUCGUUUGACUUUGGCUUCGAUACCGAGCCAUCGAACACGUCGAGUCAGGGCACCGACUCGGGCGACGCCAUGGCCGACUUCCUGCAGGAUACUUUCGUCGUAACGCCAGAAGAUUGGCAGGAGCCUUUGGCAACUCCAAAGGGCUUGGCCCAUCAACAAAACGACCCAACCGCCACCUUGCCUUCCCCAGGGCUGACCAUGCCAUCUUAUCCGAGCUCACGGCGAGAAUCAACCACGGACGAUCUGUCUAACAAUUUUGGAAGCUUCGCCUUGGUAGGCAGCUCACCCACCCUGCUGACGCAUCAACGCCCUUCGGAGCCCAUCCCUACUCCCAAGAACGGGUCCCUCGAUAUCGCUGCGCGACGCAAGCGCCCUCGCCCAGCUGCUCUGACAUCGGCUUCGCUUCGAAGCCGAUCGUCCGGGGCCUUGACGUCUAUCUCGCCAACCUUCCGGCAAGGUGUGGGCAACACUCCGGCGGUCCCUCAUACGGUUCGUCAUGUCAAGUCUGCCGGCCACGGUCUCAACUCGCGAUAUGCAGGCAUUCGCAAAUCCAGUUCGGCUCAGAGAUCGCCAAUGUGUGUGGCCAGUUUUGCCGAGGCCGAGGCCUUCAAUCAGUUGAUGGCCCAACAAGCGAUUAACGCGCAAACACUGGCAGAGAUGCCCGCACCAUUGCUCUCACCCGACAUUAUUUCUAAUACCCACAUGGCCGAUCCGGAGAAAAACCCAUUCUUUGCGCGGAACAUUGAUCAAUAUGGCAUGCAAGCGUCUCAAAACCUCCCUGUCGCGGGAGCCUCACCUCCAGGCACACCAUUGGUGGCAGAGUCCAUGAUGAGGGCCCAUUCGCAGCAAUCUCGUUGUCCACCGGCUUCGGCGCCACCUCAGUACGCUUCGUUUCCAGACUAUACACCGCCGUACUCGGCAGGGCCUCUCACCAAUAGUAGUUGGUCAGACGCUCCACUGACAUCUCCCGAGAUGCCCUCGUUUCUCCCUGUGACAUACGUGCCUUCUCUUGGAUACCCAGGACAGUGUGAUGGACUCAACAGCCACUACCAACAGGCGAUGUUGCCAUCAGAGCACAAGUCGGCGUUUGGAUUUAACUCUCAAAUGGACCACAAGCAGACCGAGUUCUACAUCCAAGAGUUCCCCAAUCAGAAAGAAGAGCACGCACACAUUGCUCAACAGCUGUCUCACCAGAAACCAAGAAGCUACGUGUUUGCCAACUCAGCUCCGCAAGACUAUUCAGGGCCUUAG
Molecule: messenger RNA, 2067 nt
Organism: Capronia epimyces CBS 606.96
Lineage: Eukaryota; Fungi; Ascomycota; Eurotiomycetes; Chaetothyriales; Herpotrichiellaceae
Exons: 2
Coding region: 1-2067 (688 amino acids)
Biological process (GO): regulation of transcription by RNA polymerase II
Cellular component (GO): nucleus; RSC-type complex
Molecular function (GO): DNA binding
Source: RefSeq, a predicted model, not a curated record